AAUUUACAGCAUGCAGACAUAGGCAGCGAUUCAUUCAGAAGAGUUCAUUCAUGGAAAAUUUGCAACGCCCCCAAAAUCCUCAAGUACAGAAUGCCCCCACUGUGCCCUGGCUCAUUCAGAAGAUGAAGGAUGGCAGCCAGAGAGAGGAUUCAGCUGUGGAUUUUUGGAUUCCUAUGCUAUAUUUGAAGGAAUACCCUGAUACUUCUGCUGCUUUAUAUCUUUACUCAUCAAUCAAGCCUGGAAUUUAAAGGGGGUUUCUCCCAUUCAUACAGCUGAAUUUUCUGCAAGAAAUAUCGGAAGCUUUAAGGAAUAAAUGAAAACUUGCACAUGACUAAUAGCAACCAAAAUACAGAGCUUUUUAUCCUGCUAUUACUAUGCCAUUGGAUAAAUAUUAGUUAAUGACUUGGUGUCAGCAAUGAUUGAUUUUCAACAAUACAAAGAUUUUUUGGUAACAUUAUUUUAAAACAAUAAUUAUAUGCUUGCUAUUAUGGAUGUCUUUCCUGGCAGUGCCAUUAAUCUUGUGUUCAACUAUUUAACUUUUCAACUAGCCAGACCCACAGUGAAGGAGAACUGAACAAGGCCCUGGUUUUAUAUAGGCUAUGAGAGAACAUAGCAGACAGAAGGAACACAGUUUGCAUGGAAAGCUUCUACGACACCCAGUAAUGCUUCAGCGAACAAAAUACAGUCGCUUCAGGGAUGAGUCCUUAAGCACCACAGAAGAAAGUGCCCAGAGUGGGCAUUUAAAUGGCAAAGGCUCUACCAACUCCCCUGCAAUGGCUACACCUUCCUUAUCCAUUGAAAAUAUUACCCUUGUGACACAAAACACUUCAAACACAUUAUGCUCUUUGAUACCAAAAAUGUCCCAUUUCAAGCUAUCUGGUGCAGGAAGCCUGCUUGGCUUAAAGCAUUUCUCCCUGGGGACUAAAGAGGUGCCAAGAGUGAAACUGACAGAAAGCCACGUUGCUCCGAGCAGCCCACCUUCUGCAGAACUUACUUUCAACAGCUACUUAUGUGCAUCUCAUCUAAAGCAGGAUGCGGAUGUGACUGCAAAGCCCCAAGAUGAGUGCAUUCAGUUAGACACCGAAAAGUCAGUGCUCAGUUCCUCUCCGCACAUAAGUCCCAGCAGUGUGAGAAUGGGCCCUUCUUACUGUGUCCGAUAUAUGGGCUGUAUUGAAGUGCUGCAGUCAAUGAGAUCCCUAGACUUUGGCACAAGAACACAAGUAACAAGGGAAGCAAUAAGUCGCCUUUGUGAAGCAGUGCCGGGUGCAAAAGGAGCCACAAAGAAAAGAAAGCCUCCAGUUAAAUUCUUGUCUUCCAUUUUGGGGAAGAGCAACCUACAGUUUUCUGGCAUGAAUGUUCAGUUGUCCAUAUCAACAAACAGCCUCAUUCUGACAAACAGUGAUACCCAACAGGUAGUUGCAAAUCAUCAUAUGCAGUCAAUUUCAUUUGCGUCUGGUGGAGAUCCAGAUACAACAGACUAUGUUGCAUAUGUAGCCAAGGACCCAGUUAACCAAAGAGCAUGUCACAUAAUGGAAUGCACAAACAACUUGGCUCAAGAUGUGAUAAAUGCUAUUGGACAAGCUUUUGAACUACGUUUUAAGCAGUUUUUGAAAAGUCCAUCUUUGAUAGACACCAACGACAGUGCAGAACUAGACAUUAAUAUUUUAGCCCAGAAAAAUGAAGACAAGGACUCCCACGAGUACUACAAUGAGAUACCUGGAAAAGGGCCUUCAGCUGAUGAAGUGUUGGCCAAUAGGAUGAAAACAGAGCCCAUGGAGUCAAUAUCUACUUAUGAUAAACAUCAUGCAAUUAUGGAUUACCCAGAAUGUUCCAACAUUUAUGAAAACUGUUUAGAGGAUCACAAAACAAUGGAUCACUCAGCUUCCAAAGUACUGAAACCACAAGUUGGCGGAAUGUUUGAUGACCCAUGUUAUAUAAACACAGUGCCAAAACAAGACAACCCUAGCAAAAGUCAGAUAUCUGGAAAAAACAAAGAAAAAAUUCAAGAGCCCAAAUUGCCUCUGUACAGCUCAUUGCAGCAUGAGGAGUGGUAUCAUGGUAAAAUGAACAGAAAGGUUGCGGAAAGUCUCCUAGUUAAUGAUGGAGAUUUCUUAAUUCGGGAGAGCACAACAUCUGCUUGUCAGUACGUAUUAAGUGGACUUCAAGGUGGGCAUCCAAAGCAUCUGUUGCUUGUGGACCCAGACGGCAAGGUAAGGACUAAAGACCAUGUUUUUGAAAGUGUGAUCCAUCUGAUCAGUUAUCACAUGGAAAAUGAAUUGCCAAUCAUCUCUUCUGGAAGUGAACUGUAUCUCAGGAAGCCAGUAAGAAAACAGCAUUUUCCUGGAAUCAGGGGUUAGACUGCAGGCUUUGCUUUCUCUAUAUGCUGAACAAUUGCACCUAUCCCAGAUGUAUUAUUAACAAGCCUGAUGGCAUGACUGAAACAUGGAGCUGCAAAAAGGAAAAGAGACAUUUUUGAUUAUCAGUCCAGAACAAAUAUAAGCCACGCAGUAAAUGUAUAAUCUAAAAUCUUUGCAUUUAGGAAAUCUCAACAAUAUUUUUCUUCACCAGUGACACUAUUAACAUUCAUACAAGAAAAUAAUACAAACACAUUAUACUUGAAAGCACAACCAACAACUUGUUACAUAAAUCACCUUGAAUGAAAGCUACGUGCCUUGAAUUCACCUCUCUUAGGAGUUAAAUUAUUGGGUUUAAGCUUGGUGUGUAAUGGUACUAUACAUCACUGCUUCCUACAUGAAACUUUACUAGACUUGCAUGUUAAAGUAUACACGGAUAUAAACUACUCUGAAAUGCAUUUAAAAGAGUGUGCUUAAUUUCUGAUGUUGUUUCUCUGUAACAUUUACACAGAGGAAUAUUCCAAACUUGGGCAAAGUAAUUCCAAAAAAAAGUUCUUCCUAAUCUACAGAACCAAAUCAUGUAAGUGCAAUAAAAAUAGAAAGAUAGACUACAUAAUUGUGUGUAUUUAGCAAAAAGUUUAGUAGCUGAAAUGUUUAACAUUUUCAUUAUUCUUGGAUACCCGAAUACCUUUUGAGCCAAUACUAAUCCAAAAGGGCUGUAACAAUGCAGGCAAUUGCUGGACAGGAGAACUGUGUGUGUAUCUAUAUAUAUAAAGGGCAAUAAUCCUUGUAUAAUAAAGCAUAGUGCAAAAAGCAAUUCCAUGUUUUUCACCCACAAUAUAGUGUUUCUUCCCAGGAUUCUAGCAUAAAAGUGGGCACUGCCAACAAAGUAGCAACUAUUGAUGCAGCACCACUUCUGGGGCUGCUGCCACCUAAGGCACAAGUUGUGAUACCUCUUUACCUGCUCUGUGCUUACCUCUUUGGUGACAAAGUGGGUCAAGGGCGGCCUAAAUCACUAGUGCAGAGAGCACAAUAGUGCUGUCUGCAAUAGAAGAGCUAAAUUUUCCUUUUAAAAAUGGAAAUUCAGCUCUAAAAUUUACAAGGGGCGUUUGCUCCCCUGGUAUUUGGCUCCUUAUUACCCUGAGGCAUGGUUUUCACCUUGCCUCAUGGCAGGAGCGGCCCUUUAUUGAUAUGUAACCCACUAGUGGAACCCUGGAAUUCCAGAGUACCCCUAAUUCAACAAGUGCACUUGCACAUAAUUACUCAGACCUAGCUGGGUGGGUGCAUGUAUGCUGGCAUUCACUGUGCUAUUCAUUGGUGGCCAUGACCUGAAGUUUGCUUGCCUUCCAUACUUCAUUCUAUCAUUAACUCCAGGUAGUGACUGGAUACAGAAGUGAAGAGGGGCUGAGCAUAAGAACUGUCCACCAGUAAAGGUUGUAGAGGAAGGAUAUAUCUUAUGUAUACUAUAUAUAUAUAUAUAUAUAUAUAUAUAUAUACACACACACACAUGAACACAAAAGUAUACAUAUUUGCACACAAACUUGUUGCCAUAGCCUGAAUCUGUUUUUUAAACCCAUAUUUUCUUUACUAUCACAGCACUUUAAAUGUACUGUACAUUUUUAGACAGUAUCAGAUAUUUUUUUUUUGUCAAAAUGAUAAACAGGAUUCUUUAAAACAUUCUGCUGAUAUCUUCAUUAAUUCACAAUUCAUGUCUUCAUUUAGACUAUAGUUAAAUAUAUGCAUGUGUAAAAUGUUCUAUUUUUUGCAAGGUUCAUAAAGGGCAACUAUUUUUAAAUGUUUAGAGUAUUUUUCAUCUAUCCCAUUUGGUAUGUUUAUAAAAUAACGGAAAAUUAGAAAGAUUAUAUAUUUAUGUCGUAGUCAUCUAUUAUGUGCUUUGUCUGGAAUGUACCGUCAUUAUUUUAAAUAAAUGUUGAAUUUAUAUGUGUGAA
Xenopus tropicalis (tropical clawed frog) is the source of this 4303-nucleotide messenger RNA. It is a transcript of the gene shc4, whose product is annotated as SHC (Src homology 2 domain containing) family member 4. The transcript has 12 exons. Gene Ontology annotation, biological process: intracellular signal transduction. The record is from RefSeq and is a predicted model, not a curated record. The coding region runs from base 600 to 2357 and encodes 585 amino acids. NCBI's taxonomy places the organism in Eukaryota, Metazoa, Chordata, Amphibia, Anura, Pipidae.